AUGUACGAAGAAAAGGACGCGAUUAUCAAGUACGACGAUGGGCGAUGCGACAAGGCGACCAAGGGCGACAAACGCUCACGGGCCGCCGACGCUCGCUGGCACUGGCGGACCACGGGCCUUUCUCCAAAAAUGGCCCAGGCACGCAACGAAGUGGAAGUCUGCACACGCGAAGCAAGAGCUUCUGUGGUCUGUGCGCGUGGCAAGUGA
Neurospora tetrasperma FGSC 2508 is the source of this 207-nucleotide messenger RNA. RefSeq lists its product as uncharacterized. The transcript has 2 exons. NCBI's taxonomy places the organism in Eukaryota, Fungi, Ascomycota, Sordariomycetes, Sordariales, Sordariaceae. The coding region runs from base 1 to 207 and encodes 68 amino acids. The record is from RefSeq and is a predicted model, not a curated record.